Vidua macroura (Pin-tailed whydah) is the source of this 4316-nucleotide messenger RNA. RefSeq names its product protein phosphatase 1 regulatory subunit 3A (gene PPP1R3A). Gene Ontology annotation, cellular component: protein phosphatase type 1 complex. Gene Ontology annotation, molecular function: protein phosphatase 1 binding; glycogen binding. The transcript is spliced from 4 exons. The coding region runs from base 1 to 3474 and encodes 1157 amino acids. NCBI's taxonomy places the organism in Eukaryota, Metazoa, Chordata, Aves, Passeriformes, Viduidae. Gene Ontology annotation, biological process: regulation of glycogen biosynthetic process. The record is from RefSeq and is a predicted model, not a curated record.
AUGGAGUCUUUUGAAGGACCUAGUCAGGUUAACAAGGCUAACUUACUACGAGUCCCCACGGGAAAUGAUUGCAUUUCAGACGACGAAGAUGUUAAUAUUGACAUUAAACUUCGUUUCUCCCCAUGUCCCCGAAGACGGAAUUCUUCAGCUUCAGAGGAAGAGGAGGCAGAGACUCCCACCAACAUCUCAAGAAAAGUUUCAUUUGCUGAUGCAUUUGGGUUUGAUCUUGUGUCUGUUAAAGAGUUUGAUAUCUGGGAAUUUCCUAAUACAGGACAAGAAGAUUAUAUAGAAGAUGAAGUUUUCCCUCAGGAUGAAUAUUUUUUCUCCCAGCAGUUUACAUUACCUGCUUCACAAGAAGAACUUUUACAAAAAGUGAGAAAGCAGAAAGUAGUAUUGGAAUCAGUCCUGCUCCUGCCUGGGAUUACCUGUAUGAACGGCAUUAUACGAGUCCUCAAUGUAUCCUUUGAAAAACAGGUGUAUGUUCGCAUGACAUUGAAUAACUGGCUCAGUUACUAUGACAUCCUUGCAGAGUUCAUGCCUAAUUCUUGUGGUAGUGAAACAGAUCAGUUUUGCUUUAAGAUUUCCUUGGUGCCUCCUUUCCAGAAAGAUGGAAUUAAGGUGGAAUUCUGUAUACGCUACGAGACAUCAGUUGGUACUUUCUGGGCAAACAAUGAUGACAAAAAUUACACACUGAUUUGUCACAAGAAAGAAACUGUGCCCAAGGUGGAUAAUAAAGCCCAGAAAGAGGUUACAGAUAGGAGUCUUAAAGGCUGCUUAAAGACAACACAAAGCAGAAAAGAAGAAAUAUUGGCAACGUCUGAUGAUGGCACAUGGAAUAACUCAAGGACUUCAGACACAAACGUCCCAGAAAUUGUUUAUUCACAAGCAGAAGACAAAGACACGAAACUAGCUAAAGAAAAUAUAAAAGACAAAAAUGCAGAAUACAACCAGGGUGAUCACAAAGAUGAUGAAAAAGAAUUAGAGUUGCUGUUAAAUCAGCACUUCACAGGAGCUAGAGGUACCUCUUCCAGAGAUGAAAGGAAUUUAUAUACAACAGAACCAAUUAAUUUUCCAAGUGAAACUGAAAGAUUGGUGGAAAAGCUAACCUGUAUAGAAAGAAGCAGUGACUUGCACCCUGUGCCUAUCGGUUCCUCAUCUGAAAACACUUCACAUGUGAUAGGAGAAGAAUUAAAAGAUAAAGCUAAGUAUUGUGUAAGAGAUUAUAAUAAUCAGCUACCAGGGAAGGAAGUCACUGCUGGCUCAGUAAACAGCUAUGAGCAGUCUUUGGAACAUACUGGUACCAGUGAAAGCCUUUUAUCGGCAAAACAUUUUCCUCUGACAAAGCAGAAUGAGGCUAUCAAUAUUAUGGCUACUGGCUCAAGCUGGCAAGGAGAGAGGCACACAGAUAUUUCAGAAGGUGAAAUAGACAGUUCCUCGGGAAGUAAGAUGAUGGAGAGGCUAUUCUUCAGUGAGGAUGCUGUUGGUACCUCAAAAGAGGCCUGUGAAACAAGACCAGAAGCCAUUUUACCAGAGCAUGAUGAAUCCAUGCAAUUAAAUGCAUGCAUAGCAAGGACACUGGAUGGCAAUGCUAAUCCAGCUCUGGAGCACCAGGUACCACAGAUGUCUCCCCAAACUUUGGAUUCAUUGUCAUCAGAUGCUGACAAAAAUGAAGGAAAAAUCAAGAUGAUUGAAAGCAAAGUUCAGGUACACUUAAGAGGAGAUUUGUAUGCCAGCACUUUUGCACAUGCUGGUGUCUCAACAGAGUCUACGCAAAAAAAUGGAGUUGGUGAAAUGUCACAAAGGAACACUGAUUUAGAGAAGCAGAAGGAAGUCAUUGAAGUAGCAGACUUGGCAUCAAUUGGUGAGGAGGAAGCUUCCAAGCCUUUCAAGGCACACAGGAAACACAAUGCCAAAGCCCUGAACCCAACGCCUCUGCCAGCUGAGAACAAGCAGGCACUCAGGGCCACCAGGGUGGAUGAAAGGCAACCUGAGGACACCCAGGAACACAGAGGAUUCAGGAGGUUAAAAGACAGAGAGACAGACGACACGAAUAAAGGGAGACCAAUCGAAAGGGAAAGUGAAGCAAACUUUGCAGAGCAGAGGUGGCAAGAAACGGGGAGUGAGGUUCGGUGGAGAGUGAGGGGGAGCAUGGAACCUCAGACCGUGACUUCCACAAAGGAGUUGUUUACCUGCCAGAAGGCAGAGAGGUGUGAAAAGUCUUCUGUCUCUGAGCAGGGUAUUACAGAGAAAGCAGAGGCAGGUACAGCUUAUAUAAUUAAAACCAUAUCAGAAAGUGCUCCAGAAAAAAUGCCUGGCAGUGAAAAAGCAGUAAUUGCUAAGCUACCUCGAGAGACUGCACUAAGUGACAGGCCCACAGAGGAAAAGGAAACAGCGUUUGAUACACAUGAAGGGAGAAAUGAUGGUUCACAUUAUGCUCUUUGUCAACUCAACACAGUGGGUGUAUUAUAUGACACUAAAUUUGAAAAGGAAUCAGUUUUAGGUAUUUAUAAUGCAUGCGUACAUGAAACACUGCAAGGAGAAACGAAGUCUGUCUGCAAUAGCAGGGAAAAAUGUGCCAAAGCACAAGCAGACAAUAUUCUACCUGUAGGAGAAGCAGUAAAGGCUUCUGCUACAGGAAAGAAAGAUUUGCAGGAGGGUUUAUGUUCAGAAAUACCUAAGGGUCCCCUGAGCACUCAGAAGCAUCUAUACCAUGAGAAAGCAGAAGAUCUCUACAGGGAAGAAAGCCAUAGUGAUACACUUUCCUGUUUAUGUUCUAAAGCUGAAACAAAAAUGCCACCUUCUGGUACAAAUACUGUGCCUAGUUAUCAUUAUAAAAGCUCUUCAGUGCCAUCUUCAGAAGGGCCCACUGUGGAAGAAGGCAUGGAGCACCUGUGUAGACACUUUGAAUCCAAAGUCAUUGACAAGGUUGCUGCUGAGUCAAGGUACAAUUUAAAUCUAACAAAUGAAAUAACAUGUCUUAACAAAUGCUUCUCUCCUGAAGUUGAAAAAGGCGAAGUACCUUCCGCUUCAGACUCAGCAAUUUCUGGAGAAGGAAGAGGAAGGAAUACAGGUCAAUUUUUCCAUCAAGCAGAGCUCCAACAAGAGAGGUCAUGGAGGCCAGAAGUUUUAAUUAGUAAGUCUACCAAAGAAAAUGGAGGAACAGACUCUCAAACUGACCAUUUAAUAACAGAGGGGAAAACACUAAACUGGCUUGAUGACUCACAGAAAGAAAUCCAACACGUUUCUGAUUCUGCUGAUAUUUCUAACCAGAAGAGUGAAGCACUUAAGUUACCUAGUGAGUCUCCAGGUUUAAAACAUAUUGCUUUCAAAAUAUUUUAUUUCUUCUUGUUUCUUCUAUUUGCUGCAACACUCUACCAUUACGAUUUGAUGGUCUGCCUUGCACUCUACCUGUUCUCCCUGUAUUGGCUAUACCACGAAGGAAGAAGAAACAAGAAGUCUAUUAAGAAGGAAUAACAUUGACUGUCAGCUGUGCUCAAGAUCCAAGGUCAAUAAUCUUCAAUUCCACCAAAGCAUUUUCACUGUUAAAGAGAUUAUUCUUUGUUAGAACCAAAGCAAGAUUUUCACAGCAGCAUCUUUUAUUAAGAGAUUACAUAUGAAGUUGAGCCUUCAUAUAAGUAAUUAAACUGUGCAGGACCAUUAUGUUUGGAUCAUUAAAUACCUAUAUGAGUAUGAGUUCUGAAGCACGUCAAGUUAAAAUGAAGUACAGCUGUUGCUUCUUAGCAGGAUAUGAAAAAGCAAUGCUUCAUGUCUCUGUAGUACUUAAACCCACCAUUUACUUGCUUUAAUUUCUCUUGCAUUAAAGCUUCAUAUUUUUCGGGGAAUUUUUUUCCCAAGAUUCUGUAUGGUACAUAACAAUAUGAGAAACAAUAUAAGACCUAAGUCAGUACUUUGAUGCUGACAUUGCAGUUGAUAAUCUGCUAGUGUAUUAGCCAAUGCUCUAAGUAAUGCAUCUGUUGAUAGCUUAAUACAUUUUUCCAAAUUUUUAUUUAAUUAUUUCAAAUUAGAGUUUCAGCGGUACCCCUGUUUGAAAAAUGUAAGGCUUUAACUUCAGUAACGUUAUAUAACUUCCAAGAUGUAACUGCGUAGCAGAAUAGAUGUGCUCUUUCCACCCUGUAAAGAUUGAAGGCCACAGCCACAGGCCUCUUACUGAUCACUCACAUGCACAAAAGUUUUUGGGUUUUGCAAAUAAGGACUGAGUAACAUAGCUGAGAAUUUCACUGAAAAUUCUGGGCAAAGCCUUUUAGUAACAUUUUUCAUCAUAAUUGCUUGAGCAUAUCUACAAAGCAUUAAAUAAA